This is a messenger RNA of Drosophila willistoni, 479 nucleotides long. Its product is annotated as male accessory gland serine protease inhibitor. The record is from RefSeq and is a predicted model, not a curated record. The transcript is spliced from 2 exons. Gene Ontology annotation, molecular function: serine-type endopeptidase inhibitor activity. Bases 87 to 359 code for a protein of 90 amino acids. NCBI's taxonomy places the organism in Eukaryota, Metazoa, Arthropoda, Insecta, Diptera, Drosophilidae.
AUGUUUUACAUAUAUUUGCCUUUAUAAACUGCUGACGUGGCCGAGUAGUUCUUUAUAUUACAAAAGUUGGAGUUUCCAUAAACAUCAUGAAGUAUUUGUGGGUAGCUACUGCGUUGGGUUUGCUCAUGAGUCUCUCCCAUAGUCGCCUUCUGGUGCAGGCCACCAAACCGGAGAUGUGCAAUCAGCAGCAUUCUAUGGCUGGCAUGGCCCAGGAUGGGGCGGCUUGUAUGGCUUUUAUGCCAGCCUGGAGCUAUGAUCCCAGCAAAAAUGCCUGUGUUGACUUUAUAUUUGGCGGCUGUGGCGGUAAUUCAAAUCAAUUUAACAGUCAAGAGGAAUGCGAAAAGGCCUGCAAGGACUAACUAAAUGAUACAUACCAAAAAGAAAUAUACACAUCCACUUAAUGCAGAUUCGUAAAUAAUAACCGGCUUGUUUUUGCGAAAUAUUCAUACAAAUAUAUCCAAAACAAAGUUUCACUAUAA